AUGGCAAUAUAUUUAGAUAAUGUUGAAAAAUAUUAUAGUCGAGAUAUUCAUAGUCCAGUAUUUGUAGGCCCAACUUUUGCCACUGGUCUACAGGAGGUUAUGGUAAAUGAACUUGAAUUGGCUUUACAAUUUACAGAACUUAAUCGGGAAACGUUAUAUCGAAAAGUUUGGGGAACUAUAUUAUUUAAAGCCAAUCUAUAUUCAAAGAUGUUUGAACUUUGUAAAAAUGAUACCAGAUAUAAUAAACAAGGAGCAUUACUUUUCAGAACUGUCGUUACUAAGUUUUGCAGAAAAGUGAGUCAAAAUGGGCGUAUAGAUUUAACUGAUUAUUUGAAUGCCCAGACAUCUGUCAUCAAUCGUUAUCUUGAAGGAUGUUUUAACCCAAUUGAUAAAGGUAAAUUGAUAAAGACAGUUUGUGAUUUGCAUGAAUAUUUUUGUGAUCCUGAUCAAGAAGAGAUAUUAAAGAAUAGUGUAAAUGAUUUGUUGAGGAAAGAAAAUUUAUCUAUGAUGGAUAUAUUCUUGGAAACAUUUAAAAAUGAAAUAAGUUCAUCAAUUGAGGAGCUCAAUAAACUGUCAGAAUUGGCAAAAAUUGAACUUCCAUAUAGUGAUCGUAGAACACUGGUUAAAUAUUUAAGGCGAAGUCAAAAGCUGUUAUUCCCCCAUUCCUCCUAUAUAAAUGAGUUCGUUAAACUUCCUAAAAUCUUUAGAUUCGGAUCAAGUUUACCAAAGAUUAUAUGUGAUUAUAGUUUUAAAGAACUCCUUCUUAAUUUUAAUGAUUUUUCAAUGUUGUUCAGAAUACGUCGGAGUCCACUAAUGAAAAUGAUUGUUGAAUUGAAUAAAGGCUAUAGUUCAUCUGAUGAUAUGAUUACGCUGGAAAUUUUAUCGAAGGAAGUAUCUGAUAUGUCCAAGCUUGUUACGGCUUAUAAUCUUUCUAAUGAACACGAAAUGUUAAAGUCAAAUCUAAUCGUCUUACAAAGAAGCAAGUAUAAUGAUCAGUUUUCAGAGAAUGAUUAUAAAGAUAUAAAAGUACCUCCUGAGAUCCAUGAACAAUGGGAUAAAUUAAUGACAUUCUAUCGCCAAAGGAUUACCAAUGGUGAACUUCGGGAUGUAACUCCAAUAUAUCAGUUGCAACGUUGUGAAGUCAAUUGUCCUUUUGCUGUUCCAGGGUAUGAUAAAGACGUUACAUUUGAUGUUACGCUAAUGCAAGCAUGUGUUUUACAAGAAUUUAAUGAUAAAGAUGAAUUAUCCUUUAAUGAAAUAUAUAAACGUACCAAAUUGGAUAAACAUAUUUUGCAAGCGAUAUUAAAAUCAUUUGUGUCAUCAAAAUUAAUGAUUAAAGAAGGUGUCAAUGUUAAACUGAAUUUAAAUUACCAACCAAGUAUAGGGAGGAUAAAGAAUGGUAGAAUCAUGAUACCUAUGGGUAAAAUAACAGCUAAGCAACCAGUAAUUGGAUCAUCUACAACUUUGUCUACUUCAAACACUGUUCAACAUCCAGAAGGGCUAAGUUCGCAAUGGAAGCAAGAACUGUUGAGGGCAGCCAUCACGCGUACGAUAAAGGUCUCAGGAGAAACUUUUAAGGAACAAGAAUUGAUCGCCUAUGUUAGAGAUCAAGUGACAGAUUUCAGUGUUGGUGAAUUCAAAGUAGCUGUUCAGUUUUUACUGCAAAACAAUUAUAUUGCUGCAGAUGGAGAAAAUUAUGCAUACAAUCUAGACUAG
Molecule: messenger RNA, 1716 nt
Organism: Maudiozyma barnettii
Lineage: Eukaryota; Fungi; Ascomycota; Saccharomycetes; Saccharomycetales; Saccharomycetaceae
Gene: RTT101
Product: cullin RTT101
Exons: 1
Coding region: 1-1716 (571 amino acids)
Biological process (GO): ubiquitin-dependent protein catabolic process
Molecular function (GO): ubiquitin protein ligase binding
Source: RefSeq, a predicted model, not a curated record